AUGGUGCUUCUAAGAGCCACUGCUUUCGUUUUAGUCUUCGCCGUGCUGACGGCCGCGUUCUCAGCGGUGCACUGGCCGCUCAGACGCUCGUGGAUCGACAAGCUCAUUGCACCUGAAGAAAGGGAUGAUGAUGUGAGUGGUUGCCACCCCUUCCUCCCAAAGCAGUGUGUCUGGUGGGGUCGGCACUUGCCUUUGAGGCAGACUGAAUCAACCACUCUACCCCCUCUCCAUUCUUCCUUCUUCCUUCUUCCCCAUGUUCUCUUCCCCUCCCCCCAGCCGCCCAUUGCAGUGUGUCUGCCGCCCAUAGCAAUGUGUCUGGUGGGGUCGGCGCGGGCCUUUGAGGCAACGGGCCCCUCGCUGCUGCGCCACCUACUGCUGCCCUCCGCACACCCCUCCCCCCAACACCUCUCACACUGCUCCUCACACCUCUCCCACCGCUCCUCACACCUCUCCCACCGCCCCUUACACCUCUUCCUGCACGCGCCUCUAGACGAAACUGCUGCCAAACUCAGCUUCCUCCGAAGCUUCGUCCGCAGUACCAGCAGCGGCAUCUGGGGCAGCAGUAUUAGCUGGAAUUCUGGAUUAAAACGGAAGCCGAGGGGUAAUGACGUGGCAGCUCGGGAUUGGCCACAGCUGGCGCGGGAAAACGCCAUAGCAGCUGUGAGGGUCUUCCCGAACAGUGACGUGGAUGAGACAAAAUACCCCACUGGCGUGAUGUUCACUGGAGAUUCCCCCAGCGGCCUGCAGGGUCUGCUACAGUACUUCCGCCUGGUGGAGGGGUGCUGGGACAUGAUCCAAUCGUUUGAAGCCACGUCAGCACCGCCCCUGCGCUACAACUGGAUCGUGCGAGCCCGCCUCGACUCCCUCUGGACCGCCCCCGCUCCAAUCCAACCCCCGCCGCCCAUCCUGCCGCCCAGUGUCCCUGCUAUAGCCACCACCGCCGCUGCACCAGCAGGAGCAGCAGCAGCAGCAGCAGCAGCAGCAGCGGCAAUUCUUGAUGACAUUGGGGUGGGUGAUAACUUGGCCUACACGAUUCCGUAUGGGUCGGACUGGUGGGGGCUUAACGACCGGUUUGGGAUGGGAGGGAGGCAGGCGAGUGAAGCAGCGUUGAAGCGGCUGAGUGCGCUGCAGCUGCUGGCAAGGCGGAAGAUGCGGAACCUCAAUUCAGAAGGAGCCUUUAAAGCCCAGCUAUCGCUAGGGGGCAUCAAGGUGCAACGAGCCAGCCUGCCCUUCUGUGUGCUCUCCCAACGCACCUACACUGACGGCUGUGCCCCCACCGUUUACUCCCUCAACUCCUCCGUGCCGCUAAAUGGCGCCAAAUGCCGCCCGUGCAGCCGCCCGUGUGCUACAGGCGAAAAGGCCCGAGCUCUCGUCUCCCGCAUCGCCCCUUCCGAACCUAACUGGCCGGGGCCAGCAGCAGGGGAGGGCGAGGUGGGGGUGUGUGAUGCGGCGAGGGGGUGGGAGAAAGGGUGGGAGGCGGAGUUUGAUGCGGUUAUGGGGGAGGAUAUGGCGGAGGGGAGGAGGCAAGUGGUGCGGGAGGCAAUGGGGAGUAUUGACGAGUGUGUGCAAGCAUGGGAUGUGGUGAGAUUGAGGAGGAGUGAUGGGGGGGAGAUGGCGGAGGAGCGGAGGCAGGUUGUGCGGGAGGCGAUUGGGAGCAUUGACGAGGAUGUGAAGGCGUGCGAUGAGGGGCCCUCUGUGCCUUCCCUGCCUUCCCUGCGAAGGGGGGACCGUUGGUCACCUCUAUAUGGACGUGAGUCGGCCCCCCACUCGCCCGGGCCUGCCGCACCACCUCCACAAACGUGUCUGCGGCGUGAUCGAGGGCAGGAUCCUGCUGGCGACCAUUACCGCCACGACCUCCGCCAUUCCGCCGGCCUCGCCGGCCGUCAGAACCUGCCGAGUGAGGACGCGGGGGGGACUGCUCGCGACGCCCCGAAUCCCAGCGACGUCCAGGCGACCCUCUCCCCCUCGUCGCCGGAGAUCGCCGCGGAGACCGUUGCGCGGGGGAUCGCGCUCGGGGUGAGCGCUGGCCUGCCCGACCACGAGGAGACGGGUGGCGAGGAGAACGAGGACGCCCAGGGGAUCGCCGAUCGCCCCCACCCCGCGGAUGAGCCUCACGAUGCUAAGGAGAUGGGCGCCGAGGAGAGGGCUGCCGCGGAGGCUGACGCAGAGGCGAGCGCCCGCGCUCCUGCCGCGGCUGACCGUCCGGGCGGUUCGACGCAACACGCGCAGGGGCCCACGAAUACUCCGGCUAGGUGGGGCGCGGGGCAGGCCGUUGGGGAAGAGUCAGCACCCGGUCGAAGCGGCGGACGGGCUCGCUUGCGGAGGGGUGCGCAGGGACACGCGGGCGAAGACCGCCAGGCGCAGGUUCCGGCAACGCGCUCUUCGCGGAUCCCUCGAGCUCCGGAUCCCGUCUCGCGGAUGGAUCCAUCACCCCCGACCGCACCGCAGCCGACGCCAUCACGCCGACUAAACGAGGACGAGGUGGACGUGGCGCCGCAGGCAGGGCGCGUGGGAGCCGCGGAAGGGAGAGGAACGCGGGGUAUCCGCGUGGGACGCGGCAGCAGCCGCCGCGGACGACGAGGGAAUGGGAGAGGACGAAAAGGUGGAGGAGCGCGCGGCACAAAUCGGCGCCGCACCGGCGCAAGCGGUUACGCGAGAACUGCUGAACGGCUAAUACGCGAAGGCGUGGAAGGCGGCGAGGAGGAGCACAGCGAGGAGGCAGAGGACGAAGCUGAGAAUGAAGAAAGCGAAGGGGGUGACCCUGUUUUCAACCCAGAAAGAGAGGGGAUGUUGGAAGCAGAAGCCGAGGACGAGGAAGAAUUGGAGACGCUACUUCGAGAAGCGGAGUUUCCAAACCAUCAGGCCCGGGACGAACCUGCAACUCGAACCACAGGUCGAAAUCGAACCGCGGGGGGAAAUCGUGCAAGGGGGGGAAAUUGA
Messenger RNA from Closterium sp. NIES-65, 2940 nucleotides. NCBI's taxonomy places the organism in Eukaryota, Viridiplantae, Streptophyta, Zygnematophyceae, Desmidiales, Closteriaceae. The record is from the annotation of a GenBank genome assembly.